AUGGACGCACGCAGGCGCAACGCGAUCGUCCUGGGGACGAUGACAGCGCUGGCGGCCGUUGCGGUGGCGCUGCGUGGCGCGGAGGGGGCGGGGGCGGGGGCGGUGUCGUGCGGGGACGCGGUGAACGCGCUGAUCCCGUGCGGCACGUUCCUGGUGGGCGCGGGCGCGGCGGUGCCGAGCGACAGCUGCUGCCGGGGCGCGAUGGCGCUGCGCAGGAUGGGGGGCACCGCGGACGCGCGCCGCGCGAUCUGCAGGUGCCUGGAGCAGUCGGGCCCGUCGUUCGGCGUGCUCCCGGAGCGCGCGCGCCUGCUCCCCGCGCGCUGCAACAUCAGCCUCGGCAUCCCCAUCAACACCCACACCGACUGCAACAAGUAA
Messenger RNA from Phragmites australis (common reed), 375 nucleotides. Its product is annotated as non-specific lipid-transfer protein 1-like. The transcript has a single exon. Gene Ontology annotation, biological process: lipid transport. The record is from RefSeq and is a predicted model, not a curated record. The coding region runs from base 1 to 375 and encodes 124 amino acids. Gene Ontology annotation, cellular component: membrane. NCBI's taxonomy places the organism in Eukaryota, Viridiplantae, Streptophyta, Magnoliopsida, Poales, Poaceae. Gene Ontology annotation, molecular function: lipid binding.